Messenger RNA from Wallemia mellicola CBS 633.66, 1154 nucleotides. RefSeq names its product NAD(P)-binding protein. The record is from RefSeq and is a predicted model, not a curated record. The coding region runs from base 31 to 1029 and encodes 332 amino acids. Lineage: Eukaryota; Fungi; Basidiomycota; Wallemiomycetes; Wallemiales; Wallemiaceae. The transcript has 2 exons.
CUCCUUGAACUUUAAAGAUCAACUAGUACAAUGACAAAGGUUUUUAUCACAGGAGCAACAGGAUAUAUUGGCGGCAGUAUCUUAUCCAGAUACUUAGAACACUAUCCGGAUUUCACUUUUAGAGCACUCGUUAGAUCUGCAGAGAAGGCAGACAAACUGAACGAAAUCAAGAACGUAGAGGCUGUAAUCGGUGACAAUAACAGUGACGCAGUCAUACAAGAGGAAGCCAAGAAUGCUGAUAUCGUAGUACAUACAUCUAUGUCUGCUGACGAUCUUCCAUCAACUAAGUCAAUUGUCAAUGGUAUUCUUAAGGGCAAGGGCAGGAAUGCGAUAUACAUCCAUGUAUCUGGUACAGGUGCUCUCGUUGACGAUGCUCGUGGUGCUCACGAUCAAAUUGCCUCAUAUGAUGACGCAGACAGCACACAUAUCAAUACACUGCCUGCUUCGAAUAUUCACAGAGACGUUGAUACAUACUUACUUGAACAGAGCGACAAAAUUCAAUUGCACUUGGUCUACCCAAGCACCAUCUGGGGGCAAAAUUAUGGACAUCAACUCGCAAAACGUGGUAUUAGCAACCCAAUCUCUAUGCAAAUACCAGAUCUUACGAAAGCUGCAAUUGCACUUAAGCAGGCCAAGACAGUCGGUGCUGGUAAAAACAUCUGGCCAAAUGUUAACAUAGAGGAACUUGUCGACUUAUUUGUUCUUGUCUUAGAUAACGCGCUAGCUGGUAAGAUCACAUCUGACAAGAAUGGAUCAUACUUCUUCGGUGCCACAGAUCAUUAUUACUUUAAAGAUGCUGUUAAAAUAAUUGCAGAAAGCCUUUCCAAGCAUGGUUUAUCAAAGAAUACAGUUGAACCAUUCACUGAUGAGGAAGCCAAGAAGUAUGUUGGUGGAUUUUAUCUUGGAUCAAACGGUCGCGCAACAGCAUCACGCGGUAAAAGCAUUGGUUGGUCACCAACAAAGGGCACGAAAGAAUUCUUCCAAGACAUUCCAAGCUUGGUCGAUGAUUUAGUCAAGAUUAGUAAAUAAAUAAUGAUAUUGUACAAUGUAUGUCUAAUGAAUUAAUGAUCACUACGACGACUGUCUUGCAUAGGUAACCAAAAAUCUAAUUCAGAUCCUGCUGCUGUAGCCAUCAUGAUCAUUUUUGGAUUAAA